Nematostella vectensis (starlet sea anemone) is the source of this 3309-nucleotide messenger RNA. Its product is annotated as adenosine receptor A3-like. The coding region runs from base 2329 to 3297 and encodes 322 amino acids. Gene Ontology annotation, cellular component: membrane. The transcript has a single exon. Gene Ontology annotation, molecular function: G protein-coupled receptor activity. Gene Ontology annotation, biological process: G protein-coupled receptor signaling pathway. Lineage: Eukaryota; Metazoa; Cnidaria; Anthozoa; Actiniaria; Edwardsiidae. The record is from RefSeq and is a predicted model, not a curated record.
UUCUCCGUGGAGCACGGUUUACUCAACAAACCGACAUAAGAGAUGAAACGGAAGCACGAGUUUCUCCGUGGAGCACGGUUUACUCAACAAACCGACAUUAGAGAUGAGACGGAAACACGAGUUUCUCCGUGGAGCACGGUUUACUCAACAAACCGACAUUAGAGAUGAGACGGAAACACGAGUUUCUCCGUGGAGCACGGUUUACUCAACAAACCGACAUUAGAGAUGAGACGGAAACACGAGUUUCUCCGUGGAGCACGGUUUACUCAACAAACCGACAUUAGAGAUGAGACGGAAACACGAGUUUCUCCGUGGAGCACGGUUUACUCAACAAACCGACAUUAGAGGUGAGACGGAAACACGAGUUUCUCCGUGGAGCACGGUUUACUCAACAAACCAACAUUAUUAGAGAUGAGACGGAAACACGAGUUUGUCCGUGGAGCACGGUUUACUCAACAAACCGACAUUAGAGAUGAGACGGAAACACGAGUUUCUCCGUGGAGCACGGUUUACUCAACAAACCGACAUUAUUAGAGAUGAGACGGAAACACGAGUUUCUCCGUGGAGCACGGUUUACUCAACAAACCGACAUUAGAGAUGAGACGGAAACACGAGUUUCUCCGUGGAGCACGGUUUACUCAACAAACCGACAUUAGAGAUGAGACGGAAACACGAGUUUCUCCGUGGAGCACGGUUUACUCAACAAAUCGACAUUAGAGAUGAAACGGAAGCACGAGUUUCUUCGUGGAGCACGGUUUACUCAACAAACCGACAUUAGAGAUGAGACGGAAACACGAGUUUCUCCGUGGAGCACGGUUUACUCAACAAACCGACAUUAGAGAUGAGACGGAAACACGAGUUUCUCCGUGGAGCACGGUUUACUCAACAAACCGACAUUAGAGAUGAGACGGAAACACGAGUUUCUCCGUGGAGCACGGUUUACACAACAAACCGACAUUAGAGAUGAGACGGAAACACGAGUUUCUCCGUGGAGCACGGUUUACUCAACAAACCGACAUUAGAGGUGAGACGGAAACACGAGUUUCUCCGUGGAGCACGGUUUACUCAACAAACCGGCAUUAUUAGAGAUGAGACGGAAACACGAGUUUGUCCGUGGAGCACGGUUUACUCAACAAACCGACAUUAGAGAUGAGACGGAAACACGAGUUUCUCCGUGGAGCACGGUUUACUCAACAAACCGACAUUAUUAGAGAUGAGACGGAAACACGAGUUUCUCCGUGGAGCACGGUUUACUCAACAAACCGACAUUAGAGAUGAGACGGAAACACGAGUUUCUCCGUGGAGCACGGUUUACUCAACAAACCGACAUUAGAGAUGAGACGGAAACACGAGUUUCUCCGUGGAGCACGGUUUACUCAACAAAUCGACAUUAGAGAUGAAACGGAAGCACGAGUUUCUUCGUGGAGCACGGUUUACUCAACAAACCGACAUUAGAGAUGAGACGGAAACACGAGUUUCUCCGUGGAGCACGGUUUACUCAACAAACCGACAUUAGAGAUGAGACGGAAACACGAGUUUCUCCGUGGAGCACGGUUUACUCAACAAAUCGACAUUAGAGAUGAAACGGAAGCACGAGUUUCUUCGUGGAGCACGGUUUACUCAACAAACCGACAUUAGAGAUGAGACGGAAGCUAAACAGUCCCACAUAAAUAUAGAUGGCUUUUUGUGCGUUUUUUGGGUAAGAUUUUGUUUGUAAUUUAUGCAAGACAUUGGAUCUGCUCCACGUACAAUGGAACUAGUCUUUCUUUAUUUGAUCACUUCACGUUGGUUUCCUUGAUUUCCCCAAAACCCAUACAGCAGGGAAUUUGUAAAUCCGAUAAUAGAAAUUCGUAUUGAAAAAAAAAGAGAGAGAACGAAAAAAAAUGUUUAAGUUAAAUAAAAAAAGUGGUUCUUUUAUGGCUGACAAUGUGCAAGAUACGGAAAAUGAAUAAACGAUCCUCCCUGCUGCUCAUUCGCGCGUGUAAGAAUCCUGCUAUGCGGAUUAUUCGCUUGCCCGGCGCACCGCAGAUGUUCCUAGGCUUGAUGUGCGCGGUAAACAACUUGUUUUUCGGUUACGUAGUCAGUGAACGGUGAGACAGAAAGUACCUGGGUUUUCGGGGAUGAGAAAACAAAAUUAUUUUUAAAAGUGUUGUAUGUGGAAAGGACAAAAAAUGAUAAGAUGAACUUUUGACGUCGACGAUUCAAGCGAAAAGCUGCAAAAUAUACUCCUGUGUCUCAAAGUGGAAAACAAAACUCAGAAUAACAACAAAAAGAGGGCAGGUGUCCCAGUGCAAAAAAUCACUUCGACUUCUUGAGAAAAAAGUAUUCAUGUUGUUCAAUUAUUCGUGCUACCAUUUUACUAAAUGGGUCCAGGAAGGACAGAUAACUAGAACGGAAUUUACUAUCGUCGCUGUUCUAAACGGAAUCACAAUUCUUCCCGCAACUAUUCUCAAUGUACUUAUUCUUGUCUCAAUAUGGCGAACGCCAGCUCUUCAUAGACCGUCUAUAAUACUUAUGAGUAACCUCGCUCUCGCGGACAUUGGCGUAGGAGCUGUCGCCCAACCGUUAAUGCUCAUUUGGGCGGCUCUGGAGUUGAAUGUCGAGAACUGGCCGAUGAGCACGUAUUGUUACGUUGCCGCCUUUUUUGGCAACUCGGGUUCUGUUUUUGGCGCCGUUUCUCUGCUCAGUGUGACAGCAAUUGCCUUUGACAGGUUUCUUGCUUUACAUUAUCAUCUGAGAUAUACCGCGAUUGUUACUGUAAAGAGAGUUUCUUUCUUAUGCUUCAUUUUCUGGUUUAUUUCACUUUUAUGUGUAGUUGUUUGGUUUGUACUGGGAAACAGUAUUUACAGCUACAUGGCAGGUGCAGUUAUGGUUAUGUGUUUUGGAGUCGUCCUCCUGAGCUACUAUAACGUCUACAAAGUAAUUAAAAGACACCAGAAACAGAUCAAUACAGCACAGUCAAGCUUUUCUGAAGAAGCUAGCUCUGCUGGAGAAAACGCGAACAACAUGAAAAAGUAUAAGAAAUCUGUUUUAAACUCCCUUUUGAUUUAUUUUGUGUUCAUAGCCUGCUCCACACCUUUCGUUUGUGCCAUAACGUACUUUGAGAUCACUCAAGAUAAUAGUUUAUCGCCAACGCUCUUUAGACUUUCUACCUCACUUCUAUUCGCCAAUUCCGCCAUCAACCCUAUAAUCUACUGUUGCAAGAUGAAAGAGCUUCGAGAAGCCGUGUACCAGAGUGUCACGUCUCUGAACAAUCACUUAGGAAUCGCGAAGAUAGAAGAAAAGGAGAGACAUUAAAAAAAUAGAGGG